CCGGGGCGGCGGGUGGCGCUGGCCGCGGCGGCUCGGGGCUCAGUGUCCUUGUGCGGAAAUGACACACGGUCCCGUCACGUCACGCGAGAGCGCAGCGCGCGGACCCUCGCACACAAAGAGCGGGGGGGAAACGCGGGCACCAACGGCGGCCGCUCCAGCCGCCCCCGCCGUCCCGGGGCUCUCGUGCCCCCGCGCGGAGCCGAGGUGAGUGCUGGCAUCCCACAGACUCCAUUGAGUGACACCUAGCAGUGACUCAGCACAAGUAUCUGUACAGUACCAGCACUAGUAGCUAUCAAUCAAGGCAGUUUAGAUGGGAAGUGAGACAGAAGAUGAAUUCAGCUGAAAUCACUGAUGAUGACGAAGUAAAAAUUCCUAGAAAAAAUGUUGUGAAAGUAGAAACAGAGAACGAAGAUGAAGCUCUAGACUGCUCGGUAACAUCCAGAUCUGCUGAGAAAUACUCACUGGAUGGCGCAGUUACUUGCCUACAAGAUUCUAACAAACGGAAACAGACCUUACUUGGUUGUGAUGGUUCAGGGAGCCAGCAAGAUGUCUUACCCAGCGUGAAGAAAAGACGCUUUACGCAAGAGGGCCCGCUUUCAAACAUGAGGAACAGAGAUACGGGCUCACCCACUCAGAUAAGUGCAGAGCAGCCAAACAAGAACAAGACUCCUAACGUAACAUGGCUCUGUGAAGAAGAAUCCUUCAGCGACAUAACCACUCCAUCUUACAAAAAACCUCUCUAUGGCAUCUCACACAAAAUCACGGAGAAGAAGAACCCAGCGGGAGCAGAGCAGUUUGCUUCUUAUGAGUUGUUUGAAAAAAUCAACCCCAGCAGUCCCUCACAUCUUCGGACUUUGAACGACCAACGCAAAAGGGACUCGGCUGCGGCCAUCGCCAUAGCGGCGGCCACCCCAGAUUCUGAUCCAAAUAUCUACUCUUUGAUACAGAAAAUGUUUUACACACUUAACACCCUCAAUACCAAUAUGACUCAGCUUCACAGUAAAGUUGACCUGUUGUCUCUGGAGGUCAGCAGAAUUAAAAAGCAAGUCAGUCCAGCGGAGUCUGUUGCAGACUUCAAGCCCCCCCCGGAGUACCAGCUGACUUCUGCGGAGCUCAAGCAGAUCAUGGAUCAAAGCACGUCAGGCGGAGACCUCGCGUGCCGGUUGCUCGUGCAGCUCUUCCCAGAGCUCUUCAGCGAGGAUGAGUUCAGCAGAAGCUGCAGUGCAUGCGGCUUUCUCAACAAAAGGAAACUUGAAUCUCUUCAUCUGCAGCUGAUCCGUAACUACGUGGAAGUUUGUUACCCUUCUGUGAAGAAUACAGCUGUGUGGCAGGUGGAGUGUUUGCCUCAAGUCAAUGAUUUUUUUAAUAGGUUUUGGGCUCAGAGGGAAAUGGAAAACAGUCAGCAGGGUGUGCAGUCAUCCAGUUUUUAUGAGACUGAGCAGGUCGAAUCCUCUCAUUUUAUGGAGGAUAAAGAGCAGGAAGAAGCUUUGUCCUUGGACAGGAGUAAUGCUGUUGCAUCAGAUUACAUGCUGGAUGCUCAGGAUCUCAAUGAAUUUUUAGAUGAAGCUUCUUCUCCAGGGGAGUUUUCUGUGUUUUUGUUACAUAGGCUGUUCCCAGAACUCUUUGACCACAGAAAAUUAGCUGAAAGGUACAGCUGCUUUGGAGACUCUGGAAAACAACUGCUGGAUCCUCAUCGGCUUCAAAUAAUCCGUAAAUACACUGAAAUUUACUUUCCAGAUGUGCAAGAAGAAGAAGCCUGGUUGCAGCAGUGUGUUCAGCGAAUAAACGAUGAGCUCGAAAAUACAUAUAUGGAUGGAAGUGAAUGUGAUCAGAUCAGAGACGACUGUUACGACUCUUCUAGUUUACCAGAUGACGUAUCGAUCAUAAAAGUGGAAGACAGUUUUGAAUAUGAAAAACCUGGCAGACGCUCAAAAAAAAUUUGGCUUGUACCCAUAGACUUUGACAAACUUGAUUUUCCCCCUCCUGAUUUUGAUGUCCCUGUCCCAGAUUACCUGUUGAACAAAGAACAGAUUAAAAGCAUAUAUGAAAGCAGCCUUUCCAUAGGCAACUUUGCCUCUCGAUUGCUGGUUCUCUUAUUUCCUGAACUGUUUACUCAUGAAAACUUAAGGAAGCAAUACAACUGUAGCGGAUCUUUAGGCAAGAAACAGCUCGACCCCACUAGAAUUAAAUUAAUUCGACAUUAUGUGCAGAUACUGUACCCCAGAGCAAAGAACGACAGAGUGUGGACGUUGGAGUUUGUUGGGAAGCUUGACGAGAGGUGUCGACGAAGAGACACAGAGCAAAGGCGCACAUACCAGCAGCAACGGAAGAUCCACUUGCCGGGGCCCGACAGGAGGGAGUUUCUCAGCUAUGCAAUAAACCCCGAGAGGUUUCGAGAAGAAUUCGAAGUGCCACCGCUGCCCCCAGAAAGAAGCAGCAAGGAUUUUUGCAAGAUACCGCUCGAUGAACUCGUCGUUCCUAAUCCAGACUUCCCUGUGCCUUCUCUGUAUUUGCUGUCUGACAAGGAGGUAAGAGAGAUAGUGCAACAGAGCCUGUCAGUCGGCAACUUUGCUGCCAGGCUUCUCGUAAGACUCUUCCCCGAACUCUUUACUCCAGAGAAUCUCAGACUGCAGUACAACCAUUCAGGUGCUUGUAACAAAAAACAGCUUGAUCCUAUCAGACUGAGACUGAUCCGUCAUUACGUGGAGGCAGUUUACCCUGUGGAGAAAAUGGAAGAAGUAUGGCAUUAUGAAUGUAUUCCGAGCAUUGAUGAAAGGUGCCGGCGUCCUAACAGAAAAAAGUGUGAUAUACUGAAAAAAGCAAAGAAAGCAAAAAAGUGACAGGCUCUUUUAAGUUCCUAAAGACUUUGACCACUAAAUUAUUGUCAGGAGGAUGCUUUGUUUUAGACUGAGGGGCCUGUCGGGCGCUGGGGGUGCUCAGCAUCUAGGACGGUCAGGCGCUAAGGCUGUUGCGUUUUACUGUGUGUGUUGCAUUUCUGUGGGCACGGCAGCGGUGGGAAGUGGCUUACUACAUUUGUACGUGGGUAAAGACCUUAAGUCAUCAGUGACAGAGCUAUCAAUGACUCGCCGAGAGCGUGGUUUUCACUGGUGCAGAUACAUGUGUUGAAGCCCAUUUGUUCCACUCCCCGUUUCUGCAUCUUCCAGUUUUUAUUACUUUCUAAUGCUAAAGAUGAUUUGUUUUUACAUCACUGUGCUCUUCAGGGGCAGUUUUUCAUUAUACCCUUAUAAACAGUCUUGUUAGUUAAUUUGGAGUUUGAAAUUUGAACUUAAUUUAAAUUUGAAAGUGCCAUAUUCAUUGGAAUAUUAGACUUUGCUUCUACAGUAUUUGCAGCUUCACAUUUGUUUUGUUGUUGAUACUGAAAAUAAUGCUACUGUGUCAAAACAUGAAUCAGAAAGGUGUCCUUUGCAUUCUUGCCUGUUACCCAUGUUUUAGUUCUAAAACCAAGAAUUAAUUAACUGUUGAAGGAUUGAGACUUGAGCAUAGAGGGAAUAUUAUUAUUCUUUGUAAAGUGGACACCAGAUGCUUGAUCCUGCCCCUGUGAAUUCUUUUUUUGUUUUGUUCAGUGUCACUGCUGGCAAGAUUGAGGAUGGCUCAUCUGAAUAAAGCCAGCAGAGCAGACCAAGCAGAGGCCUAUACCCGAGGAAUGUCUUGCCAUCACCUGCUUGCCACUCUUAUUUGUAAAAUAACAAAGACGACAACAAGACCCAAAAGAAGAACUUAAAAAAAUUUUAGACCUUACUUUCUAUCGAAAUUGUGAUUCCAGAUGUUUCCACUAUUCAUAUUGAAUUGCAUAUACAAAAAGUAUGUGCAAAGGUCGGUUUUGUCAUGGAAAUCAGUGUUUCAGGGUCCCCACGCAAGAGCUGUGGUGAUGUAACUUAUUCUUCACAUGAAUGCAGCACCAUCUGGAUAUUUCAGGUGUAGGGAUAUUGAAUUAAAUAUUUGAUUGCCAAAUUAAUUUAGUGUAAUUGGUAGCUAUUUGGAGGCAUAACUAUGUAUGUAAACUUAGGUUCAUGCAGUCAGGUUUGCAUCAUUAAUUGUUCAAGUCUAACAAAGACCACCCAGAACCCAAUGUGAAUUUGCUGUAUGACUUGUCACUGGAGAGUGCUGCUUUAAAAUUGUAUUUUUUUUUUCUUUUAAUACUGAUAGAAAUGGUGAGAGAGAGUCAAACGUGGAUUUUUAAGACAGUAAAGACAGUGAUCACUUACUGACCAUCACUGGAACACCUUGGAGCAAUUAUCAGUGUUCUCUGUGGUCCUUUUUUAUUGUUUACUUAGAUGGGUCAUAGUAUCAAAUUUUAAGUCAGUUCCAGUGUAAUUUGCUAUUUUAGCAUUUGUAAGAAAGUACAAAAUACUUGGUAUUUUUACUUCAGAUUUUUAGAAUUUGUUGUUCUUAGAGUCAUAUUGAUCCCUUUCUUUUAAAAGCAAAACAAAACAUUUCUUCCUAAUGACAAGAGCCAGUAAAAGUAUUACGUUAAACCAGGAGUAUUGUAGCAUUUGCUCAUUUUCCCCAUAUGCUAGCCACAUUCUUGAAGAAUGUACAAGGAAAGUAAUGAAUGUACUAAAUAAUACACUGAUACUCUCUAUAUCCGUUAAGUGUUUCCUGUUGGUUUAAAUAAUAGCAGAUCAUGCACAGGAUCUGUAUCAGAGCAAAUAUGGCUAUAAUAAAACGAGAACAGUUUACCAAAGAUAAAGAACUGAUACCACGAUGUCUGCAUCUUAUAUUUCAUUUUAGUGCAUAAAUUUAGCAAAUUGAAUGUAUUGGAAACCAAGACUUUCUCUUGUAAUUGUAUGCUACCUAGCACCUCUGUGAAAUUUUUUACAUGCACUUUUAUGGGAGAUAUAAAGUACACAGAAAUUAUUAAUAGCUGCUUCAUUUGUUGUUGCGAGUGCCUGGCCAAAUGGCUGGCCAGAAGGUAAGAACGAUAUUUUCUUAUCUUCAUGUCAUACACGUUUCACCACUUAGUGAUAUUAAAGCUCCCAGAUAAAUUCGAUAUAUAUUACAUUUCUUUACAGUUGACAGAUGUUACUAGCUAGCAUGCAAAUUGGAGACACAUUGGCUUUUACUGUAGAUGUUGACGAUAAGUAGAAAAAUUGGUCCAUUCGUAUUACCUACUAAAUACUGAGAAAACAAUUUUCACCCUUUAAAAUUUGGUAUAGAAAGAGUUUCGUUGCUGGGGUUUUUUUUCUUUUAACUUCUGUCUAAUUGCUGUGUACAUUCCUUCUAUCUCACUCUUCAGAACCCUUUCACGAUCCGUGUGAUUGUAUGUUUUAUAAUAUCAAGAAAACAAAGACAUAUGAAUAGUGACAUCGUUCACUAAUGAAAGCUCUUGCAGUGCAUCUGAAGUACAGCCACUUCACCCAGUUGGUCAGUCUUGUAAAUAAAU
Molecule: messenger RNA, 5404 nt
Organism: Colius striatus (speckled mousebird)
Lineage: Eukaryota; Metazoa; Chordata; Aves; Coliiformes; Coliidae
Gene: BEND3
Product: BEN domain containing 3
Exons: 5
Coding region: 330-2840 (836 amino acids)
Biological process (GO): rDNA heterochromatin formation
Cellular component (GO): heterochromatin
Molecular function (GO): DNA binding
Source: RefSeq, a predicted model, not a curated record